UUUACAAAAAUUUUAUUGAGGCUAUUAUAGCUAAAUACUUGAAGUGAUGCCAUGUGAGUUCUGAGUUACCACGCAACAGACGAUAAUUCGUCACUAGUUACUCAUCACUCUUUAGUUGGCGUGUUUUCAUUUUGAAGGUCGAACCAGAAGAGCUUUCACGAUCAUACUCCCCUAGAUAAUCGUGAUAAUUGUUUCAGUAUUAGUUUUGCACCGACUGACAGAAAUGGCAUCGCCAUCAGACAACUCGAGCCUGUCUACCAGCAAUGAACAGGAAAAUGAAGAAUCCCAGACAAGAUCAAAUGAUAUAGAUGAUGAGCAAGCAGUUUUAGAUAAAUUAAGUGAUAUUAAUCAAAGAAUUGCUUGGAAUAAAUUGCAUGUGGCAAUUGGUUAUUUAAUAUACAAAGUUAAUGCUGUUAAUAUUGGGAUUGUGAAAAAAGAAUUAUUACAACAAAAUAUGAUAAGAGGUAAWGAAAUGUUUUGUACCUUUAUUAUCCAAGCACAACAAUCUUCAAUCACUGAUACACGUGUUUACGCAUCUUUAGUUGCUACCAUCAAUCCUGUACUUCCGGAAGUAGGAGACUUAAUCUUGAAAAGAUGUAUUAUGCAAUUCAGUAGUGCUUAUUUCAAAAAUGAAACAUCAGAUUGUUUAGCAUCUGUUAUGUUCAUUGGACAUUUGAUUAACCUUAGAGUUGCUAGUAGAAGAUUGGCAAUACAAUUAUUAUGGGUUUUCAUUGAAAAACAGGAUAUAUUAUCUGCAAAAGCAGCUCUUCUAAUUUUGGAAUUAUGUGGUUAA
Diuraphis noxia (Russian wheat aphid) is the source of this 793-nucleotide messenger RNA. Its product is annotated as pre-mRNA-splicing factor CWC22 homolog. NCBI's taxonomy places the organism in Eukaryota, Metazoa, Arthropoda, Insecta, Hemiptera, Aphididae. Gene Ontology annotation, molecular function: RNA binding; protein binding. Gene Ontology annotation, biological process: mRNA splicing, via spliceosome. Gene Ontology annotation, cellular component: catalytic step 2 spliceosome. The record is from RefSeq and is a predicted model, not a curated record.